AUGGCAGAGAUCCCCGAGACACUCGAGAGCCUCCGGGCCGAAAACGCGAUGCUUCGCAUGCAACUCAACGCCCGGGCCCCACCCCGACACGAUGCGGCCGACCGUCUCAUUGCAGAGUUGCAGCGCAGCCUGUGGGAUGUGCAGCAGCGUAAUUUGUUUCUCGAGCAAGAAUCACACGCAGAACACAACGCAAUAAAACAGGCAUACGAGGUCUACAUUAAUAAACUUGAGGAGGAAUUGCAUCGCUGUCAGGUUUUACUAAAAAAAUACACAACUACUACUGCUACUACCCCUGAAAGCAAGUAG
Messenger RNA from Trypanosoma theileri, 306 nucleotides. RefSeq lists its product as uncharacterized. The record is from RefSeq and is a predicted model, not a curated record. Lineage: Eukaryota; Euglenozoa; Kinetoplastea; Trypanosomatida; Trypanosomatidae. Bases 1 to 306 code for a protein of 101 amino acids. The transcript has a single exon.